AUGCCCACCCCAACCCCCAUCCUCCUCACCGGCACCACAGGUGGCCUAGGCGCCAAAAUCCUCUCCUCCCUCCUCCACACCCACCACAUCCCACCCAACAGCAUCAUCGCCACCUCCCGCACCGCCUCCAACCGCUCGCGCUACGAGUCCCAAAACCUCCAGUUCCGCGUCGCAGACUACAACCGCCGCGCCACCCUCGAUGAAGCCUUCGCGAACGUCGAGAACCUGCUCUUCAUGUCCAGCAGCGAGCGGGACAACGAAAAGCGGAAUGCUGAGCACGCUAAUGUCAUUGAAGCGGCGAAGAAGGCUGGGGUGGGGAGGGUGUGGUAUGUGAGUCUGGCGUUUGGCAGCUUGGGUGAUGGGAGUAAGAUUGGGUUUCAGCAGGCGCAUUAUUGGACGGAGGAUCAGUUGAAGUUCUCUGGUCUCAACUUCAUCUCCCUCCGCGCAGGCUCCUACUCCGACGCCUUCCCGCUCGUCCUCAACUGGUACCCUUCCACCCGAACAGUCCUCAUGCCGAACCUCAACCCCCCAGUAACCGAGAGCAAAGUCGCCUUCGCCUCCCGCGACGAGCUCGGCGAAGCCAUGGCCACACUACUCGUCAGAGGCCUGGAGGCACUCCCGAGCGUUCAGCCAAGGACCGAGAAGAACAUCAUCUUGCUUACUGGGCCGAAAGCAGAAUCUAUCGUCGAUCUUGUGGGAGCAAUCAAUCGUGGACGCAGGACGGAUGUUGGGGUUGAGUAUCUCGAGCCGGAGGAAUGGAUUGAAGCAAGCGCGAAGGACGAUGAAGGCGGGAAAGGUCGGGCAUGGUUCGAGGCUCGUCUGGUGUUUGUGCAAGGGCUGUGCGACGGUGAUGCCGAGCUCGUUGAUCCGGCGCUGGAGACGUUGUUGGGCAGACGACCGGAGAGUGGGACUGAGACUGUUGAGAGGUUGGUGAGUGAGAAACCAGGAUACACCUGGCAUCAGAAUCACGCUCGUUGA
This is a messenger RNA of Saxophila tyrrhenica, 978 nucleotides long. RefSeq lists its product as uncharacterized. NCBI's taxonomy places the organism in Eukaryota, Fungi, Ascomycota, Dothideomycetes, Mycosphaerellales, Extremaceae. The record is from RefSeq and is a predicted model, not a curated record. The coding region runs from base 1 to 978 and encodes 325 amino acids. The transcript is spliced from 2 exons.